UCGAUUCAGAGGCUCCUUACCAUUAUUCUAGUUGGAAGAAUGUUGAUGCUAAGUAUAAAAAGGCCAUACUUGCCACAAUUGCUCACUAUUUUGAUAUAAAAUGUUUCCAAAAUACGGAGCACUGGGAUGCAAUCAAGGAAGGGAUACAAGUAGAAUGUGCAAGCCGUUUCAAGGACAGAAAGGCAGGAAUGAAAAAACAUUUUGAUAAGCAUGGAGGUUAUAAAGAUGUUGAAGAGGCAAAGAAACACCCCCUAGUCAAUGAAUCCAGAAGCAUGGUGUAAGCUCAUUGACGGCUUGUUCACAACUCCCGCGUAUAUGAAUCAUUCUGAAAAAAAAAAUAAGGCAAACAGAGCAAAACAACUUUAUGGAAGUUAUCACGGGAGUCAAUCUCUUGCCAAUAGGCGACACAAAGAGGUUAAAGAAACCGGGCUAGCCCGCUAUGUUAAAGGUUGGAAAGAAAUGCAUUAUAAGAAAGGCAAAUGGAUUAACGACAAUGCAAAACAUGCUUGGGAAAACAUUGAAGAAGAGUAUAAUAGAUCAUUGCCGUGCUCGGGUGGGGAUGAAAUGGCGGUUGAUCAAGUGGGGUGUCUUAAAAAAGCUUUAGGGACUCGCCAUUCUCACUUACGGGGCAUUGAACGAGUUUUGAAAAGUGUAACACCCGAACUAUUCCCUAAUUUGGUACUUCCUGGCUCGUCAUUUCCACUUGAAGAAGAAGAUGAUCAAGAAGAGGAACAAGAGGAGGAACAAGAAGAUGAUGAAUUUGUUUAA
Messenger RNA from Helianthus annuus (common sunflower), 768 nucleotides. RefSeq lists its product as uncharacterized. NCBI's taxonomy places the organism in Eukaryota, Viridiplantae, Streptophyta, Magnoliopsida, Asterales, Asteraceae. The transcript has 5 exons. The record is from RefSeq and is a predicted model, not a curated record. The coding region runs from base 259 to 768 and encodes 169 amino acids.